Molecule: messenger RNA, 1599 nt
Organism: Musca vetustissima
Lineage: Eukaryota; Metazoa; Arthropoda; Insecta; Diptera; Muscidae
Gene: deltaCOP
Product: coatomer subunit delta
Exons: 6
Biological process (GO): retrograde vesicle-mediated transport, Golgi to endoplasmic reticulum; Golgi localization; endoplasmic reticulum to Golgi vesicle-mediated transport
Cellular component (GO): COPI vesicle coat; cytosol
Source: RefSeq, a predicted model, not a curated record
UUUGAUUGGUUACAGGUUCUUAUUGCGGCAGCGGUGUGUACCAAAAAUGGAAAAGUUAUCAUUUCACGUCAAUUUGUGGAGAUGACAAAGGCCCGCAUUGAGGGUCUGUUGGCAGCAUUCCCCAAGCUGAUGACAGCAGGCAAACAGCAUACAUACGUGGAAACCGACUCGGUGCGUUAUGUCUACCAACCCAUGGAAAAGUUGUAUAUGCUUUUGAUUACCACCAAGGCAAGUAAUAUUUUGGAAGAUUUGGAGACAUUGCGUCUGUUCUCCAAGGUCAUACCGGAAUACUGUCACACAUUGGAGGAAAAGGAAAUUCUGGACAAUGCCUUCAAUUUGAUUUUUGCCUUUGAUGAAAUUGUUGCAUUGGGCUAUAGAGAAAGUGUUAAUCUCGGACAAAUUAAGACCUAUGUCGAAAUGGAUUCCCACGAAGAGAAAUUGUAUCAAGCCGUUAGACAAACCCAGGAACGUGAGGCUAGACAGAAAAUGCGGGAAAAGGCUAAGGAGUUGCAGAGACAACGUAUGGAGACAGCUAAACGCGGUGGGCCCAUGGGCGGUGGUAUGGGUGGACGCUCCAGUGGUGGUUUCAGUGCUGAUGGUUUUGGGGCCAAUACCACCAGUAUGGGUAUGGGAGGUGGUAUGGGCAGUGGUGUGGGACCAUCCAUUGAAAUGGAUAAACCAAUUGCUCCUAAACCACAGAAACCCGUUUCUCGCAAUGCCUUGAAAUUGGGUGGUAAAACUAAGGAUGUCGACAGCUUUGUGGAACAGUUGAAUAGUGAGGGUGAAAAAAUUGCCAAACUUACACCGGCCGUCAGUGCGGCAAGUUCUGCUGUUGCCGCCGUUAAAGCCAAAAUCAUCUCUGAUGUUCACAUGGAAAGUAUACAUUUGAAAAUGGAAGAUAAAUUGGUGGUACGCAUUGGUCGUGAUGGUGGUCUCCAGCAAUUUGAAUUAUCGGGUCUAUUGACAUUACGUAUUUCGGAUGAAAAUAUGGGCCGUAUUAAGGUAGCCUUGGAAAAUAAUGAUGCCCAUGGUAUACAAUUGCAAACACAUCCUAAUGUCGAUAAGGAGCUGUUUAAGACACGUUCGAUUAUUGGUUUGAAAAAUCCCGCCAAACCAUUCCCAUUGAAUACAGAUGUUGGUGUAUUGAAGUGGCGCUUUGUAACACAAGAUGAUUCAGCUAUACCAUUGACAAUUAACUGCUGGCCUUCGGAAAAUGGUGAGGGUGGGUGUGAUGUCAACAUUGAAUAUGAAUUGGAAGCUCAACAUUUGGAAUUGCAAGAUGUUUCUAUUGUUAUACCAUUGCCCAUGAAUGUUCAACCCCAAGUAGCCGAAUAUGAUGGCACAUACAAUUACGAUGCCCGUAAACAUAUUUUACAAUGGAAUAUUCCUGUUAUUGAUGCUUCAAACAAAUCGGGAGCUAUGGAAUUCAGUUGUAAUUCAUCUAUACCUGGUGAUUUCUUCCCAGUACAGGUUUCAUUUGUAUCGAAAACGCCAUAUGCUGCUCUGAAAGCUAAAGAUGUUGUCUUGGUCGAUAAUGAUGAGCCUGUGAAAUUCUCAACAGAAAAUAUUCUCUAUGCAGAUAAAUAUGAAGUUGUUUAA